Molecule: messenger RNA, 3741 nt
Organism: Scleropages formosus (Asian bonytongue)
Lineage: Eukaryota; Metazoa; Chordata; Actinopteri; Osteoglossiformes; Osteoglossidae
Product: protein jagged-2
Exons: 15
Coding region: 225-2471 (748 amino acids)
Biological process (GO): Notch signaling pathway; cell communication; multicellular organism development
Cellular component (GO): membrane
Molecular function (GO): calcium ion binding
Source: RefSeq, a predicted model, not a curated record
CUCUCGAUUCCCACAGACCGCCGCGCUGCCGGCUGCCCGUGAAGAGGGGGCCCACCCAAGACAGAGACACAGAGACAGGGACAGAGACAGAGGGACAGACAGUGAUCACGAGGAGAGAGACAGGCAGGCAUCAAGAAGGAGAUCAGCGUGGCCGCGAUGAGGCGAUCGGUGGACUGAGGCUCGGGGACAGGGCAGGGUCCGAGGGGGGUACUACAGGAAGCGAGAUGCCCCUAGAGGAUGAGGAGGAGGGGCGGCGCACCUGGGGCGAGGAGCGCAGAAGGGGCAGCGGACGCAGCGGGCGCAGCGGACGGACGAGGAUGCGGCUCCGAAGAGGGCGACAGCGGCGGACCGCGGCGCUCGUGGUGGCGCUCGCGCUGCGACUGCAGGCGGCGUGGGCAGUUGGUACAUUUGAGGUGCAGAUCCAUCAGGUGCAGAACGCCUACGGACUCCUGCAGGACGGCGAGUGCUGCGACGGACGUUCCGUCGGGGGCUCGCGCUGCUCCCCGAGCGACCAGUGCGACACCUUCUUCCGCGCGUGUCUCAAGGAGUACCAGGUCCGUGUGGCCCCCACCGGUACCUGCACCUUCGGGACGGGCAGCACUGCUGUCCUGGGCGGGAACUCCUUCUCCUUGCGCCACCAUGGUCACGGUGGAGGUGGAGAGAACAGCAGCGGCCGCAUAGCGAUCCCCUUCAAGUAUGCCUGGCCGAAAUCCUUCUCUCUUGUGCUUGAGGCCCUGGACCAUGAUAAUGAGACCUCAGAGUCAGCCCAGGAGGAGCUGAUCGAGCGGGUUCUGCUCUCCUCCAUGCUGAACCCGGGCGAGCAGUGGCAGACUUUCCGGCAUCACGGACGCCAGCUGAGCCUGGAGUACCGUCUGCGCUUUCGCUGCGACGCUAAUUACUACGGCCCCCUUUGCAACAAGUUCUGCCGCUCCCGCGAUGACUUUUUCGGCCAUUACAGCUGCGACGCCGGGGGCAACAAGGUCUGCAUGGAGGGCUGGACGGGAACCGAGUGCCUGGAGGCUGCGUGCAGACAGGGGUGUCACCGAGUUCAUGGCUUCUGCAGCCUGCCCGGAGAGUGCAAGUGCCACUACGGCUGGCAGGGGCCUCUCUGCGAUCAGUGCGUCACGUUCCCGGGCUGCGUCCACGGCAGCUGUACCGAGCCCUGGAAGUGCGUGUGCGACACCAACUGGGGUGGUCUGCUGUGCGACAAAGACCUGAACUACUGCGGGACCCACCAGCCCUGCAAGAAUGGGGGCACCUGUGCCAACACCGAACCCAAUGAAUACCAGUGCCUGUGCCAAGAAGGUUUCCGUGGACGCAACUGCGACAUCGUCGAGCACGCCUGCUUGUCAAACCCUUGCAAAAACGGAGGCACCUGUGUUGAGGACCCCUCAGGCUUCAGCUGCAUCUGCGCAGACGGCUGGACCGGACAAACUUGCGCACUGGCUAUGCAGCCCUGUGCCUCCGACCCAUGUGGCCGAGGGGCGACCUGCCAAGAGCUCCCCCAGGGGUUCCAGUGCUUGUGCCCACCUGGGUGGUCCGGUAGGACGUGCCAGCUAGAUACUAACGAAUGUGAGGCGGGGGUGUGUGUCAAUGCACGUGUGUGCCGCAACCUGAUAGGGGGAUACCUCUGCGACUGCCUGCCAGGCUGGACCGGGCCCAGAUGUGACAUCAGGAACACCAGCUGCCAGAGCAGAUGUUUGAACGGGGGUCACUGUGAGGACUCUCCGUCUGGCUUUAAAUGCCACUGCCUUCCAGGAUUCUCUGGGAAGCUCUGCCAGGUGGGGCCCAGUGCCUGCGACAGCUCCCCCUGUCUGCACGGAGGACAGUGCCUGGAGCUCCAAUCAGGCGGUGUGCUGUGCCACUGUCCGCUGGGCUACACAGGCCUGCACUGCGAGGUCGCCAUGGACGAGUGCGAUCCUAACCCCUGCCAACAGGGGGUGCCCUGUCACACCACUGAGGGAGGAUACGUGUGCGCUUGCCCUGAGGGUUACCACGGCAGUGAAUGCAUGACCCUUAAGGACCCCUGUCAUGGGCAGCAUUGCUCGGGUGCCAUGUCGGACCCGGGAGGGGGCGGCAUCAAUUUCUACAUGGUACUGGUGGGUGUUCUCGCACUGCUCACUGCUGCUGGAUGCCUGGGCUGCGUCCUGCUGCUCUCCCAGCUGCAUAAGCAGCGCCAGAAGCAGCAGACGCAGCAGACGACGCAGGACGAAGGCAUCAACAACCAGCGCGAGUGCGUCACUCUCAUCCGCAACCUGGACCGCACCGUGCCGCUGAAGGCCGCCAGGCCCGCCUCCCCGACGCCGUGUCUCUCCGAGGAGAUUGAACUGACCCACCCCCCGUCUCCUGCCCCGACUGGCCCGGACCCGACCCUAAAGCCCACCCGGGGCGCCAAGCUCGACAUCUCCAACCGCGAAAGGGAGAAGCUGAACCGUUUCCACUACGCCGACAGUCAGGAACUGGAGGUGUGACUGCAGGACGCCACUGCUGACCCCAGGCCUGUCAGUUGCGUUGCUGCAGCUCUGAGGCGGCCCCCGAGAUUAACUCUGAGCUCCGACUCCAGCUGAACCUCCAAGUGGAUGCGGUCGUCAUCGAGGGGUGAACGGCAGAGUUCCGGAAAGUGACCUGGGGGCGACCCUCCAUCCCAGGCUGGCCCCUGAUUGUACAAUGUCAAUGUCAGCGGCAGAAUAUCUCCUGAACGGAACUCUGACCUCACACUGACCUGAACUUCUUUUGUCCACAUCCAGGGCUGUCCAUUUGUGUCCAUCUUUGUCUGCUUGGGCUCAUGUGUGGGAGGGUGGCAGUGUGGAGCAGGAUUUUCCCUGGGCUGGAAACAGCUUGUGCCUCCCUACAUGUCCCCUCCUCCCCUGUGGCUCUUCAUGUUCAUAGUUGCCCCCCCCGGAGUACGGUAUGGGACGGUCUAACCCUACAAAGGGACAGAGUUAGUAUGCUGAAGACCCUCCUGCUGCGACAGUGGGAUGCAGAUGAGGAGGGCCUGGGAGGUGGAGCAGCCAAGCUUCUAGCUCCACUCUGCUCAGUCGACUGUUGGAGGAACAUCCCCACAGGGUGUGUGUGUCCCUCCUGCUGUGAGCAGGCCGGCACGUCCAUGCGGGUGCUUUCCCUCGGCUGUGAGAGGCUUGGUUUGACAGGCCCCGCUAGUUUGCCAGCUGCACAAAGCAUUGUCCUUUAAGCUGGGGUUGAUUCGGUAGACAAGUCCUGUCCGCCCAGAGGUCCGGCCCAAGGCUUUGACCUCUGGCCCCAAUCCAAAGCAUAGACAGUUGCUCCAAGCCUCUGAUUAUAAGCCAUCAAGGGAGACGCGUCUCCGUCCUCCACCUUUAGCAGGAGCAGAUGGAGGACAGGCAGCAGGCAGGAGCCGGAUGCGCUCGUAGAGAGCGAGCAGCCAAAUGAAUAGUGAAAGCGGAGGACAUAAAGAAAACGAAAGACAGGCAUUCAGGAAAGAGAGGGAGCCUAAAUCAAGUGGACAAAGGAAGCUGGCUGGUGUCCAUGUGAAGGAGCAGAGCCUGUGGAAAAUGUUUGAAUUUUUAUACUCGCGUAAAUAACGCUGAUGUGCACAUGCUGUAUAUACGGAGACAGUGUCUUCUUUUGCCCUGUGUUUUUGUACGGUGGCGCGUCUGAGAAUGGCGUCAGUGUCGCUUCUUUUUUCUAUGCUCUGUCCCCUCAUUUAGCUGUGUUUUUCAUCAUCAGGUGUGGAUCGUAAUUAAAGUGCAUUUACCACCAGGA